This is a messenger RNA of Effrenium voratum, 1889 nucleotides long. Lineage: Eukaryota; Dinophyceae; Suessiales; Symbiodiniaceae. The record is from the annotation of a GenBank genome assembly.
UUGAAACGUACCUUCGGGAGGGCUGGACGGCUGGACGGCUGGAUGGCGCGCGGAUCCGGUGCCCCGCCACGUGGCUGGCGGCCAACAGUGAAGGGCAAGACAGCAUCACCUGACGUGUUCGCAACUGCUGCAACCGGCAGCAUCGUGGUCCCAGACGGUGCAGCACCUGUUGCCGGGAGCCGCUUCAGACCACCUCCAGGAACUUCUGUUCUUCCUGGCCUGGCUGGGGAAAGGCCAAAAGAGGAUGCCGCUCCCAUGCCCUAUCCCAAGACGACGCUGCAGACUCUCUUGGGAGAUGGUCUAGGACUUGCGUCCGCAGAUUAUGGGCAAAACCGGAGCUUGCACACAGGCGUGCAGGCGGGCACGAACGAGACAGAACCGGCGACAUGCCCGCAAAAGCAGCAAGCCUCAGAGAGGCCAGAGUGGGAAAGCCUUUUCGAUGACUUGCAAGAGGACGGCCAGGUGCGAAAGGCUCCGCACGAGCAAGAAGAGUGGAGGCCUGGAAGUGCUGUUGGUCCUGAUUGGGACCAGCUGUACAAAAGGCUUCCAACAGCCGACCCAAAGAAUGGAGCGUCCGCCAACGCUAGGUCGGAUGGGGAUCUGGACUAUGAGACCUUGUUUAGGGGAGAUCCAGACGAUCAUGAUUUGCCAGAUUUGGUUCCUCUUCCUUCUAAAGAAGGGGGACAAGGUGCCCAAAAUGCGCCCACACCAAGCAAUCCAGGAGUCCCCCGGCAACAGGAGGCCCAGAGGGAGGACCGUGAGGAGGAGCCAACUGGUCCACAACGGCGACUUGUUUUUGAUCUGGAUUCAAGUCUGGUGGACUUAGCAUGCCACUGGCAAAAGUAUGGCAUCCUCGGGCACUUCAACCUCUCCGGCCAUGCCGAUGAGGGAGUCGAAGCCUGGGGGGAGAAGCUGCUGCCCAAGGGUGUCCUCAGCCUUGCAGACUUCCGCAAUCAUGGCGUGGAGUUGGAUCUCAGUGACACGCACGUCAUCGCAUCGGGCUUUCAAGAACUCGAAGAGUUUUCUGGAGCGAUCAAACGGGAUGGUACAGUCACGACUCUGAGACUUGUGCGGGCAAAGAUUGGCAAUUCUGGGGCCAGCUGGAUAGCAGGAGCCCUGAUGAGAAAUCAAACACUUACGGAGCUUGUGUUGAGCAGCAAUAGUAUCACAGACGAAGGGAUUGAUCCCAUUGCUGCAGUGUUGGACACCAACAAGGCUCUCACGAAGAUCGACUUGUCUGACAACCGGGUUGGAUCAAGGGGAGCCCAACAGUUGGCUUCUGCGACUUUGAGGAAUCGAUCGCUGACAGAGCUGGAUCUGAGCAGGAACAACAUUGGUGACCAGGGAGCUGAGGAAUUCUUGGGAGCAUUGGAUGUUGCGGUGCGGCCCAGACCAGCUGCCCUGCGCGUCUUGGACCUGUCGGGGAAUACAAUCACCAGGAGAACAGAAGAGAAACUGAUGUCUGCAUUUCACAGAAACAUCACAGUGUUGACGACUCUGCGCCUGUCUGAAUCCGAUCCCGCACAGGAAGAGCCUGGGGGCAAACCUCCGCGCUUCACGGUGGUUUGCACCCAGCAGGGCAUUGAGGUGCGUGCCGGGCGGCCGGGGCCAAGAGCACAAGUGAGCUGGGAGCAGGACCAGGGUGACGUGGAGGUGGUUCUGAAGCGCCCAGAGUUGAGACGAAGCGACGCCGCGUUGGUAGAUGUUGGCUUUGGUUUUCGCCGGUUAAAGGUCACUGUGCGAGGCGAGCUGGUCAUGGACAUUGAGCUUUUUGCGCGAAUACGACCUGAUGACUGUGCUUGGACUGUUGGGGAUGGCUUCCUGCAGGUUGUCCUGGCAAAGGCAGAAGUUGGACGGUGGCAGUCGCUCACGGGCUGAGGAUAUGCGCG